GUGGCACAGUUGUGAGGCGCAGGGAGGAAAUUCGUUGGUAACCUGGAAAGUACAGUGAUACAACAGGUGAUAUACAAAUAUUCAGAGAGAGGAGAAGUUAAAACAAUAAUGCAGAAACAUGGCUUUGUUGGAGCUGUACACCGAGUACAACAGAGUGUGGAUACCAGAUGCAGAGCAUGUCUGGAAGUCAGCCGAGAUUAUGAGAGACUUUCACUCUGGGGACAAUGUUCUCGAGCUGCUCCUUGAAGGUGGCACUGAACACUACUACCCUGUUGACCCAUUAAAGCCACAACUCCCUCCUCUUCGCAACCCGGACAUCUUGGUGGGGGAGAAUGACCUCACCGCUCUCAGCUACCUGCACGAACCUGCAGUCCUGCAUAAUCUCAAAGUGCGAUUUGUGGAGUCCAGAAUCAUCUAUACUUACUGUGGUAUUAUACUGGUGGCUGUAAAUCCAUACAAACAGCUUCAUAUCUAUGGAGAUGCAAUCAUUCAUGCCUACUCAGGCCAGAACAUGGGAGACAUGGACCCUCAUAUAUUUGCAGUGGCAGAGGAGGCUUACAAACAGAUGGCCAGAAACCACAAGAAUCAAUCCAUCAUCGUCAGUGGGGAAUCUGGGGCCGGUAAAACAGUGUCUGCUCGAUACGCUAUGAGGUACUUCGCUGUCGUGAGCAAAUCUGGAAGUAACACUCGAGUUGAAGACAAAGUCCUGGCGUCCAAUCCGAUAACAGAGGCAAUAGGAAAUGCAAAGACCACCAGGAAUGACAACAGCAGCCGCUUUGGGAAAUACACAGAGAUCAGCUUUGACAAGAAGUACCGGAUCAUCGGAGCGAACAUGAGGACGUAUCUCUUAGAGAAAUCCAGAGUCGUUUUUCAGGCAGACAACGAGCGAAACUAUCACAUAUUCUACCAGCUGUGUUCCUGUGCUCAGCUGCCUGAGUUCAAGCAUCUGAGACUGUUGAGUGCAGAUAAGUUCCAGUACACCUGCAUGGGCGGUGAGAUCACUAUUGAAGGUGUAGAUGACAAGAAAGACAUGGAAGAGACUCGACGGACCUUCUCACUGCUGGGGUUGAAGGAGGACUUCCAGUCGGAUGUGUUCAAAGUCUUGGCGGCCAUUUUGCAUUUGGGAAAUGUGGAAAUCAAAAGUUCUGGAGGUGAUAAAUCAUCAGUUCCUUCCGGUGAUCCACACCUGGCGGUCUUCUGUGAGCUGCUGAAGGUGAGCGCUGUAGAGUUGGUGCGUUGGCUGUGUCAUCGGAGGAUCGUCCUGGUGGCGGAGACGGUGGUGAAGCCGGUGCCCAAGAAGCGGGCAGUGAAUGCCAGAGACGCACUCGCCAAGCAGAUCUACGCCCACCUGUUUGACUGUAUUAUUAACAGAAUAAACACGGCACUGAAGGUUCCAGCAAAGCAACACGCUUUCAUAGGUGUUCUGGACAUUUAUGGCUUUGAAACGUUCGACAUCAACAGCUUUGAACAGUUUUGUAUCAACUAUGCAAAUGAGAAGCUUCAACAGCAGUUUAACUUGCAUGUGUUCAAGCUGGAGCAGGAGGAGUACAUGAAGGAGGACAUCCCAUGGACGCUGAUAGAUUUCUAUGACAAUCAGCCGGUCAUCGACCUGAUUGAAGCGAAGAUGGGGAUCCUUGACUUGCUUGAUGAAGAAUGUCUGUUUCCUCAGGGCACUGACCAAAGCUGGCUGCAAAAGCUUUUCAACUACCUCGAGCCCAACCCUCUGUUUGAGAAGCCCAGGUUAUCAAAUGAGGCAUUUGUGAUUCAGCACUUUGCAGACAAGGUGGAAUAUCAAUGCAGAGGUUUCCUUGAAAAGAACAGAGACGCUCUGUAUGAAGAACUGGUUGACAUAAUGAGAGACAGUAAGUUUCCUUUUCUGGCCCACUUUUUCCAAGAGGAGGAGCGAAAUGCUGCCAACAGCAAAGGUGUCAAAGUGAGGCCUGCCAGGCCGGCAGUGAAGCAAGCCAAUAAACAGCUGAGAACCUCUGUGGGAGAUAAGUUCUGCAGCUCCCUCUCUUUACUGAUGGAAACACUGAAUGCUACCACCCCUCACUAUGUGCGCUGCAUUAAGCCCAAUGAGGAGAAGCUCCCAUUUGAAUAUGACUCCCGGAGGGUGGUGCAGCAGCUACGAGCCUGCGGAGUCCUUGAAACGAUUCGUAUCAGUGCCCAGAGCUAUCCGUCCAGGUGGACCUACAUCGAGUUUUACAGCAGAUACAGUAUCCUGAUGACACAUCAGGAGGCCGAUCAGAGCGACAAGAAACAGACCUGCAAGAACGUGCUGCAGAGGUUGAUUCAGGACCCAAACCAGUACAAGUUUGGUCGGACCAAGAUCUUCUUUCGAGCUGGGCAGGUAGCGUAUCUGGAGAAGCUGCGCCUGGACCGGCUGAGAGGAGCCUGCGUGACCAUCCAGAAACACGUCCGCGGGUGGAGCAGGAGGAGGAAGUUCCUGCGCAUGAGACAGGCGGCCAUCAUCAUCCAGGAGUACAUCCGUGGAAAGAGGACAGUCCGUAAAACAGUGACUGCUGCUACACUGAAGCAGGGCUGGGCGUCAGUGGUGAUCCAGAGACACUGGAGAGGUUACCGCAUGAGACAGGUCUAUCAGGUGGUCCGUCUGGCCUCCGUCACCAUCCAGGCCUUCACACGAGGUUGGAUGGCCCGUAAACGGUUCAAGAAGAUGAUGAAAGAGCAAAAAGCCCUGGUUCUACAGAAGUACGCCAGAGCGUGGCUGGCACGGCGACGAUUUCAGACAAUGCGUCGGCUGGUGCUUAACGUCCAGCUCUCCUACAGGGUGCAGCAGCUCAGGAAGAAGAUUGAGGAGCAGAGCAAAGAGAACCGUGGACUGAUGGAAAGACUGACAAGCGUGGCCAACUCGCACUCCCAAUCUGUGGACAGGCUUCAAGUGUUGGAGGCACAGCUGGAGAAAGUGAACAGCCAGAAGGAGUCUUUGGAGGCGAGAGAGAAGAAAGCGAAAGAAGACGCCAGUCUGACAAUUGCAAAGCUUCAAAAGGAAGCAGAUGCACUAAACGUUGAAAAACAGAAUUUAGAGAAACAGUUUGAAGCUUCCACCAAAGAGGCCAAAGAGAGCUUUGAUCAAAUAAAGAGGAGUCUUGUGGAAGAGAAAGACUACGAAGCAAGACUCAGGAAAAUCGCAGAGAACAACAUUGAGAUCCAGAGACAGGACCACGAGAAGGAGGUGGAAACCCUGAAAGAGGAGAUAAAGAGACUGAAGGAGGAGAGAGUCGGUCUGCAGAGGAAGGUAGAGGAGAACGUGCGGACGAACUCUGACCUGCAGGAGCAGGUCAUCCAGCUCAGCAAACAUGUCAAGGUCAUCCCCGAGCUGCGCAGAGACCUCAACAACCUCCAGAAUCAGAGGAACAGCAUGGACCGGAAGGUGAAACAACAGUCGGAACAAGCCAGAGUUAAAAUGAACGAUAUUACGAGACAACUUCUUGGGGGUGUUGUUGAAGAGGACGUUCUCUUGGGCUUAAAUCCAGACAACUCUGAGAAGAUUUAUGAAAUGGAAGAUUUGCUUGAAGCCUUUGAUGGCCUACAGAAAGCUACCAGAAUUCUGCAAAACCACCAGAGGGAGCAGAAGGAAAGCUAUGAGACCCAGGUGGAGGGCUUUAAAUUGAAAGUGGACCACCUUCAAAAUGAAAACACCGAGCUUCAAAAGUUGUUCCAGGAGAAAAGUAACAUCAAUGAAGAUAUUCGCCAAGAGGUGUCCAGGCUCAGCAGUGAGAACUCAGUUAUACCGGAGCUCAAACUGCAGGUUUCAGAGCUGCAGAGACAAAAACAAGAAUUGGAGGCCCAUGUCGAAGAGCAGAGCAGAGAACUAGCAGAAAAAACUGAAGAGAUCACCGACGUCCUUCAAAGGAAGAUUGAAGAAGAGAGCUCACAGCGCAGACACUUUGAGGGGAAAGCUGAGGAGCUGGAGGAGCUGAAGGGGGAGCUACGGGGCCAAAUAGAAGAGCUGGAAGAGGAGAACGAUCACUUGAAGCGACAGCAGCUGAUGGACAGCGAGGCGAAGAUUAAACUGAGACAGGAGAUUUCACGACUGACUGCUGAGAAUAUGGACAUUGAAGAGCUCCUCGACCAGAAAGACAGAUUGAUAAAGAAGCUCCUGAAUCAAAUAAAGAGCCUUGAAGUGUCACAGAAAGCGGGGAAGCCGUCUGCACCCGCCAUGCCCAAAGAUUACCUCGGCAUGUUGGAGUGCAAGAGGGAGGAUGAACCGAGGCUCAUUCAAAACAUCAUUCUGGACUUGAAGCCCAGAGGCGUGGUGGUCGGUAUGAUUCCAGUUCUGCCAGCAUACAUCAUCUUCAUGUGCGUCCGCCAUGCCGACUACCUGAACGAUGAAGGCAAACUCAAGUCUCUGAUGAACGAAGUUAUCAAAGCUAUCAAAAAAGUCAUCAUGAGUUACCAGAAAGACUUUGAGUUGCUGUCGUUCUGGCUCUCGAACAUCUAUCAGCUGCUCAACUGUCUGAAGCAGUACAGCGGGGAGGAGGAGUUCAUGAAACAAAGCACUCCCCGCCAGAAGAAGAACUGCCUGCAGAAUUUCGAUUUGUCCGAACACAGACAGAUUCUCAGCGACCUGGCCAUCCACAUCUACCAUCAGUUCAUCUCCGUCAUGGAGAAGAGCCUCACUCCUGCCAUUGUACCCGGCAUGUUGGAGCACGAGAGCUUACAGGGGAUCUCAAGCAUGAAGCCGACGGGCUUCAGGAAGCGCUCCAACAGCAUCUACGAGGACUCAGAGACGUACACCAUCUCCUCCAUCAUUCAGCAGCUCAGUGUCUUCCACUCCACCAUGAGCCAGCACGGCAUGGAGCAAGGCCUCGUCAAACAGGCCGUGAAGCAGCUCUUCUUCCUGGUCGGUGCGACCACCUUCAACAACAUCAUGCUCCGCAAAGACAUGUGUUCCUGCAGGAAAGGGAUGCAAAUCAGGUGCAACAUCAGUUAUCUGGAGGAAUGGCUGAAGGAGAAGGAGCUGCAAAGCUCGAAUGCUAUAGACACUCUGAGGCCGUUAUCUCAGGCCGCCUGGCUGCUGCAAGUCAACAAAUCCACUGACGACGACGCCAAAGAGAUCAGCGACAAAUGCACCGAACUCAACUCUGUUCAGAUUGUCAAGAUUUUGAACUCCUACACGCCCAUUGACGAUUUUGAGAAAAGGGUGUCGUCGUCAUUUGUCCGCAAAGUUCAGUCAUUACUUCAAGAUCGUGACGGGUCCUCGCAGCUGAUGCUGGACUCAGACUAUCGUUUCCAGGUCACGUUUCCCUUCUGCUCGUCCCCUCAGGCUCUGGAGCUGAUGCAGGUCCCGAGCAGCCUUCAUCUGUCUUUCCUAACGAGGAUCUGACACAGCCGGCCUUUGACCUCUCGCCACACCAUGACUGAUUCAUAGUGCGGUGGCCUUUGGCUGUAUCUCAUUGUACAUGUAAAUAUGUAAACACUUUAAAUAAAAUUCAAGGCUGUUG
Acanthopagrus latus (yellowfin seabream) is the source of this 5465-nucleotide messenger RNA. RefSeq names its product myosin VC (gene myo5c). The transcript has 40 exons. The record is from RefSeq and is a predicted model, not a curated record. NCBI's taxonomy places the organism in Eukaryota, Metazoa, Chordata, Actinopteri, Spariformes, Sparidae. Gene Ontology annotation, cellular component: actin cytoskeleton; cytoplasm; vesicle. Gene Ontology annotation, molecular function: ATP binding; actin filament binding; microfilament motor activity. Bases 119 to 5347 code for a protein of 1742 amino acids. Gene Ontology annotation, biological process: actin filament organization; vesicle transport along actin filament.